GCACAAGCAACCCGUGACUGGUGACUCCUACGCGCCGCACCGGAACCGGUCGAACCAGCCCGGCCCCUGGAGUAACCCUUGUCCCCUUCAACCCCCUUCUGUUCCGCUCGCCGACCCGACCGCCGCCGCCGCCACCUGCUGCGGCUCGUCGCCGGCGAGGUGCCACCCGCACCGAUUUCCCAGUCCUCCAUCGUCGAGAGGCGCCGCCCUUUUCCCGGUCCUCACCUCGCGGGCAAGGCUCGCGCGGGUCGAUUCCUUCCUCCCCGCAAUUGGUGGCUGCGCGCGAGGUCGAUCCGGCGGAGCUGCGGGGCGCGGUUUAUUUUCUCCUCCCCAGAAAUUUCGCGGGGCUUGGCUGGACUGAGGAACCCCCCCAUGCCGGACGUGAAGCCCCCCGCUGCCGUUCCCGCUGCCGCCGGCGCCAAGGCGGCGGCGGGUGACGCGCCUUCCCCUGCGCCCGCUGCUCCCGCUCCGCCCCCCGCGGCCGCCAACGGCAAUGGGACGCCGCAGAAGCCGCCUCCCGUCCCCGCCGCGGCCUUCGACAUGCCCAAGCCCAACCUCCGGGGCCUCAACAAGCCCAAGUGCAUCCAGUGCGGCAAUGUCGCCCGCUCCCGGUGCCCGUUCCAGUGCUGCAAGGCCUGCUGCUACAAAGCCCAAAAUCCUUGCCACAUUCAUGUUCUGAAGCAGACCAACACAUUGCCAGACAAGCCAUCACCUACUUCUGCUCCUUUGACAGAACAGCCAUCUACCAAUUUACCUGCAACCGGUUCAGCAUCAAGGCUUGCUUGCUUGCAGAAGCUUCCCCACCAUUUUCUGAAUUCUCUCCGAACAAAAAAGGCGCUUGCCAAAAAGGAUGUUGCGAGCAUAAACAAGUGGAGAUUUAUGAAGUUAAAGGAACAUAUGCAAGGAGAUAUUGAUGCUGAAAAUGAAGCAUAUGAGAGGUACACACAGAAUGUUGGGCUCCUGGAGGAAACAUUCUGUCCCAUGGAGGAUGCUGCUAAUGAAUCUGAAGCUGAAGCAACUUCCUCUUCAGAAGAAGAAAGGAUGGACCUGUUGGUUUCAGAGGCAAAGGUGAGGUUGAAGUCGGAUAACGAAAAUGCAGAUAGCUUCAAGGAGAGGGUUGCCACUAUCUUGGACGAGAAGCUGAAGAAACUGCAAGAGCGUCAAAGUGCCUAUGACUAUGAGGAUGACAAACCACCAUCGAAUGCAGAUAGCUUCAAGGAGAGGGUUGCCACUAUCUUGGACGAGAAGCUGAAGAAACUGCAAGAGCGUCAAAGUGCCUAUGACUAUGAGGAUGACAAACCACCAUCUGAUCAGGAUCAAGAUGAUCAUACAACCCCAGUGAAGUUUAGUGCAAAGCAGAAGAUGGAGAGAGCCGCAAAAUUUAAUGAGCUGCUUGGUAGGAUGACAAGAGCACGGAGCGAGGAUGAUUUGAAGCCUUGCCGUGAUCUCAUCGAGCAGCUGUUUGGAAAGGAGGCGCUGUUUGGAAAAGAGAAUGGUACCCCCAUGUACGAGUCAAACAGAAUGGAGACGGAGCCGAGCGGCCGGGAGUCAACUACCGUAGCAGCAGCAGCACGGACGUAUUCCUUCCCAAAGCUGUGCACUAGGAUAGAAGUUGGCGAGGAGUUUGCCUCCAAGGUCGAUGCUGAAUUCUCUUCUUUGAGUGAGGUUGCGCAGCUAUGAAGUAUGAAUCUGCAACCUGGGCUGAUCCCUACACCACUGUUCGGUAGGGGGUGUUGUCACCGAGCUUCUGCGCUGCGUGCUAACUUGACAGUGUAAUUGGUAGAUGUUUGUUUAGUGACCGGUCAUUUAGUGUAAACAGUGUGGCGUCAGUUAGAGUAAUGCUGCGUUUUAUAUAAUCAGUUUUCUUGAGCUGUGUUUGUCCUGAAUACAUGGAGCAUGAAUCGAAUUGUUGUCUCAGUUAAAAUGGCAACUGCUGGGCUGCUCACU
This is a messenger RNA of Panicum virgatum (switchgrass), 1947 nucleotides long. RefSeq lists its product as uncharacterized. The coding region runs from base 373 to 1680 and encodes 435 amino acids. NCBI's taxonomy places the organism in Eukaryota, Viridiplantae, Streptophyta, Magnoliopsida, Poales, Poaceae. The record is from RefSeq and is a predicted model, not a curated record. The transcript has 6 exons.